Messenger RNA from Arctia plantaginis, 1578 nucleotides. NCBI's taxonomy places the organism in Eukaryota, Metazoa, Arthropoda, Insecta, Lepidoptera, Erebidae. The record is from the annotation of a GenBank genome assembly.
AUGUUGUGUGAUUGUGUGUCGGCGCGGCGGUGUGCGGUGUGUGGUGGUAGCGCAUCCGCGUCGCGGCUAACGGCUCGUCCUCGGCGCGUCGUCGUCGUGCUGCGCGCGCUGACGUCACCGCUCGAUAAUGGCCGCUGCCGCCCCGGCCCCCCGCUGCUACCACGAACCCCAGCUCACAGCUCAGUCUCUCGUCGACCCGCUCUCAGAGCGAGUGUCUCUUACGUUACAGACCAAGAUAAAUCUGUGACAAUUUUCAAGAGAAACGAAGAAGACCGAACUCUCGCACACCGAUCAACACCCGGCUGCGAGAUGUCGGUGAUGCAGAAACGGCAACAUUGCUACUUGUGCGACUUGCCCCGCAUGCCGUGGGCGAUGUUGCACGAGUUUUCAGAGGCUGUCUGUCGUGGUUGUGUUAAUUACGAAGGUGCAGAUCGGAUUGAAGUUGUUCUCGAUACUGCUAGGCAGCUAAAGCGUGCCCAUGGGUUCCAGGAGGGGCGCGGGACAACGCAUGCCAAAGGUGCACAUAGGGCACCUCUAGAAGCUCAUCAAAAUGGGGCAGAAACAACAGUAAGAGGUCAACCGGCUCCUCCUGCCCAUCACGCACCCUCCACAGGAUUUCUACAUCAUCCAAGACCAUCGGCAAGUGCUGGUCUGUUAGCAGAAUAUGGCGGUCGGCGUGAGGAGCACGAAGGUAGACGGCUACCACAUUUACCUACUCACCACUUGCCCACUCAUGGCGGAGCGCGACUUGCGCCUGGACUUUUAAAAAGACCGUUGGAUGAUGACGAUCACCAGAAUCAUCACGAGCCUGCAAAGAGACUGUUGGAAGAACACACGAGACCACCUCUAACUCGUGGCGACUCUUUACCAGCAGUAUCUCUAGCAGCUCCUUUCGCCCCAGACCGCGUUUUCAAACAAGAGAAACAUCCGAUGCGUACUCCUUCUUUUGAUGCCGCUUCAUUCAAAUCCAACGGAUAUGGUAACGCAACACCGUUGACAAAUGGGUCAGCGAGCUCACCGCUUGGCCGCACAGCUGGCUCUCCACCAGUAACGGGUGCCGGAGGUGCGGGACCUUCGCCAAUGGCUGCUCUCAUGUCAGUCACCGACACGUUGCCCCCUGGCUCUCCACGCUCAGCCGGUGGAUCGCCACCACAACCGCCACCCCAAAGAUCCGCAAGCCGUUCAAGUCAACACUCGCCUAAUUCAUCAGGGUCGAACGGCGGGCGGCGGUCGUCGGGCUCCCGGCACGUGUCGUCGACGACAUCGGUGUCGUCGACGGAGGCAGGAGAGGGCACAGAACCCACAGCACCUACGCCUGCGCCGCUUCUCAAAUGCACUCUCUGUCAAGAGCGCCUGGAGGAUACACACUUCGUGCAGUGCCCUAGUCAGCCGCAUCACAAAUUCUGUUUCCCCUGCUCCAGGGAUUCCAUCAAGCGACAGCAAGGAUCAGAGGUUUACUGUCCGAGCGGAGAAAAGUGUCCACUGGCUAACUCAACAGUUCCGUGGGCAUUUAUGCAAGGCGAGAUCGCUACGAUUCUCGGCGAGGAGUUUAAGCCGAAGAAGGAAAGGGAGACCUAG